AUGUCAAAUGAUAACGAUCGCCUGCGUGAAUUUAUAUCGUCGCCAAUCGAUCUGACGAAAUUUCUUGCCGAUGCGCAAAAUGUCAAGGAACGUCUGAAUGCGUUAAAGUCAUCGUAUUCUAGUGAUCAAGAUCACCUUGAUACGUUGAUGAAUGUAUCGAAAACACUGAGCGACUAUCGUCACCUUGAACAACAGGACGAACUGACGCGUGGAGAUGACGAGACGAACGAGGUUCUCGAAGAGGAUGAAGCCACGACAAGUACGUGGCGUACGCGACGAAAGAAAAAGAAAUUGGACCCAGCUAUCGUCAAUAACUUAAAAUUCUAUCCCGCUUGUAUUGAAUAUCUUUAUCGUGAGUUCAGUCAAUCACGUCCACACGCAGCACAUGACACCGCAUUUUUAAAAAACAUUCGCGAAUGUAAUCAAGCACCAGCGAAUUUCCACGAUGAUCGAUUAGUUUUAAAUUUACAAAUCUUUUUCCCAAUCGAAUCUCGUGAUCGUUAUCGCCAUCAAUUAAUGAACGAAUUAAUCUGUUUAUCGACACUGACUUUGGCGCAGAUUCGCGAUACUAUCGAAUGUGUUAGUGACGAGCAAAUUCUCGGAGAGUAUUCACAAAAUCCCGAAGAAAUCAAAACUAUCGGCCAACGUGCCAGCGAUGUAAACACUGCUGCUUGUUUCAUCAUCGAGUCGGUGAUUUACGAUGAUUUACGUCGAACAAGUGAACGCUUGAGCGAAAAGAUUCUUCAACAAACAGAUUCUGCUUAUACUCAAGGGAACACAAUGGAAAUGACAAGUUUAAAUGACUUGAAAGGACUUCAACUUGGCAAACCCUACAUUUAUCUUCACCAGAACAAUUGUGAGCAUGUUAUUGUCUUCAGUGAAUUGAAAUUACUGGAAAAAGAUCAGUGUCAUGAUUCCAGUCUUUAUCCAUUAUGUCGAAUGAAGUAUCACGGAAGAUUUUCCUACUGCUUUCUCUGUAACGUUUUUUACGCUAAAUGGUUGGUACGCAAUUCGCCUCUAAUACCUGAUGAUCCAUGUUUACUGUGUGAACGGUGCUUCAAGACAUGUCACUACGAUAAAGAUGGCAAUAAAGUGGGCGAAUUCACUGCGCAUCAUUUUCCUCAAUUAUUUGACCAGGCUUUUGUGACCAAAUUGAAGAGCACAACAAACUUUCGACGAAGAUAA
This is a messenger RNA of Adineta ricciae, 1185 nucleotides long. Lineage: Eukaryota; Metazoa; Rotifera; Eurotatoria; Adinetida; Adinetidae. The record is from the annotation of a GenBank genome assembly.